AUGCAUCGAUGGCUUCAUCGCCAGACAAUCAAUGGCAAUGAUUCGAUCGAGAUGCUGCUCUCGGUCUUAUUGGCUCGGCGUGGAAUGCUCUCGCCCGUGUAAUGUUUCCGUAUAUAAGGACUGAUGCUACCCCUCUAUCGUCAACCACUACCAUCAAUUGACCCCGUCCUUUCUGUUUCUGAUACCCCAAAUCCUUCACAAUGGCUCCCAAGAUCGCUAUCGUCUACUACUCCAUGUACGGCCAUGUCAAGACAUUGGCCGAAGCUGAACUCAAGGGCAUCCGCGAGGCCGGUGGCGACGCCACCCUCUUCCAGGUUCCCGAGACCCUCUCCGACGAAGUCCUCGGAAAGAUGUACGCCCCGCCCAAGCCCACCGACAUCCCCACCCUGAACGACCCCGCCGAGCUCGAGGCCUUCGACGCCGUUCUCUUCGGCAUCCCCACCCGUUACGGUAACUUCCCUGCCCAGUUCAAGACCUUCUGGGACAAGACCGGCAAGCAGUGGCAGCAGGGCUCCUUCUGGGGCAAGUACGCCGGUCUGUUCAUCAGCACCGGCACCCUGGGCGGUGGCCAGGAGUCGACCGCCAUCGCGGCCAUGUCGACAUUGACGCACCACGGCUUCAUCUACGUGCCGCUCGGCUACAAGACCGUGUUCGCACAGCUGGCCAACCUCGAGGAGAUCCACGGCGGUUCGCCCUGGGGCGCGGGCACCUUCUCCGGCGCCGACGGCAGCCGCCAGCCCACCCCGCUGGAGCUGACCAUUGCCACGGAGCAGGGCAAGGCCUUCUACGCCGCCGUGGCCAAGGCGCACCCGUGACUAGAUACUGCAAAGACGGGGGCGGAGCAGCAGACUCCCCCUGCCGUCGUGGCGGAUAGCGCAACGCCAAACACAUCUACAAACCCCACAAAAGAUAAAACAGAGAGCGGGACAAACGGUGCGGCGCCGACGACGCAGAGGGUCCCUGAGCAGCCUUCUGGUCCUCAGGAGAAGAAGGAUGGCGAGGGCCCCUGUGGGUUACCGGCCAAGUGCGAAAUCAUGUAGUCGUAUCUACAAAUGAACGUUAAAUGAACACUAUAUUGCAGAGAAUGUGAACAACGAUAUUUCUCCAUGUCCACCGCACAACUCCCAUCAACCCAGAGCUUUAUGCACCAUUCUAGUAUACCUGCACAAUCACCAACAAACCAGUGCAGCACAGCAAGCAAC
Messenger RNA from Boeremia exigua, 1202 nucleotides. RefSeq names its product flavoprotein-like protein. The record is from RefSeq and is a predicted model, not a curated record. Gene Ontology annotation, molecular function: FMN binding; NAD(P)H dehydrogenase (quinone) activity. Bases 201 to 815 code for a protein of 204 amino acids. The transcript has 2 exons. NCBI's taxonomy places the organism in Eukaryota, Fungi, Ascomycota, Dothideomycetes, Pleosporales, Didymellaceae.